CAGCCCUCUUUUCACAAUGACUCUUCGUCCUCACUCACGGUGUCUUUGACAAGUCGUGGUGAAAGGUCACCUACAAGAAAAAAGGAAACAAAGACAUCAUUUGUGUCUUGCCUCAAAGGUGCACCUGUCCGCUUCACCAUCACCAUCGCCUUCACCGCAACACAACCUCACGACGACAAUUGAACACGUCGACCCCCGCUCAACCCAGAUUUUCGUUCUAGUCCGAGCACCUCUUUGCGAAAACACGCUCGUGCGCGUCGAAAAUAGUCUCCGUCUGUCGCCAUGGCCUUCCUUCGCGGGGUGUCUGACCGCAUCUGGAGUUAUAUGAGCCCGCGUAAGACCCAGCAACGGCGAGACAAGCCCUACGCCUUCAAAAAGCCUGCGGUACCUACUCGAACUACAGAUGCUCAUCAAGAGGCUUCCAAACCUGUGAUCACGGAGAAAAGCUCGGAUGCGCCAGUCAAGAUUCGAGACUUACGCUCAUCAAGUCCUCAAUGCAACAUCGAUGCGACACUUUUGCCUCCCUCUCCGCCCGCUUCGGCUAUGCUCUCCGAUGACCUAGAAGGUGAUACGCUGUUGCCCUUGUCGCCCACUACGCCCGGUAAGAGGGCAGAGGGCUCCUCUCUGGACGAGUGGGACGCAAACGAGGAGACCAUGGUAGUGGACGACGGAACAUACAUGGACCAGCAAAAGAACAUGAAUGCUCAAGAAGAGCGAAGGAGAAGAGAUCAGCAGGGCCAGGAAUUACGCAAUUCUGGCUGGUCUGAGGACGCAGUAUUUCUUUUUCAGAAGCUGGGGAUGCGCGGUUUCGAGCCUCUCCUCCCAAUUGGGUGGAUCAACGAUUUCGAAACUCUUCCCGAAGACCUUUUUACCGAAAAUCUUGACAAGGCCUUCAUAAAACCCGCCUUCGGCACAGAAUAUGGUGCACAACAUGCUCUUAAUAAGCUUUUCGAUCUCGGAGGUUUCGUGCGAGAUGCCUGGCACACGCGAGCGAAGCGGACCCCGGCAUUCCAGAUCGGUAAGGCAGUGAAAGCGUUCACCAAGUGGGCAAUGAAAGACGGUAAAGUUGACCAUCUUUGGUCUCAACUACCACUGUUUCAGACUGUCACUUUCUCUCGACACGUACAUCCGAGUGUAGGUGAGGAGAAAAUGCUUGAGAAGCUUGGCCACCUGCACGGCCUAUGGUAUGAUGCUUUGAAAAUCGGCGAGGCUGAGCAACAUGGAGACUCUGUUGUACCGGAAGUGCCCACACUCUAUGGAAUCACAGCAUCGCAUUCCGUCAUGGCAUUCGUCAGCUAUGCUCCUGGCAACAACGAUAGGGAUCAGCCCCAACUUCGACUGAUCGCUAUGUUUGACUUCAACAAGGAAGGAUACGACGUCUGGAACUCACUUGCCAUGGCUAUCUUCAUCAUCCACUGCAGGAACAGAAUGAUGCAGUUGAGUGAGUGCCUCUCGGGACCAGAGACUUUAACACAGGAAGACCCUGAUCUUUGAACGGCAAAUAUGAUACGAACGUACACAGGAGAUAGAUACGACAUGAACACAAACACAAACACUGCUCAAUGUUAGCAAUAACGAAGAUUACUACGACUAGAUUGGAGAGAACGAGGAAGCAAUCAUGGAUGGUGGACGACAAACUGGAAGGCGUGGCGUUUUGCUUCGCGAUAUACCCUAUACCCCUUUAAUGAGCACAAUACCCGUUUGUUUUUCCUUUGUCACGCAAAAUUGUGGGGGAAGAUAUCCAAGACCACCAAAUUGACGAUGUCCGGCUCGACAGGCAUGUCUUGAGCGACUUGAUGAAUGAUGAACGAAUGAUGCAGAAAUUGUGCGAACCCUAGUUAGAAUAUACCAAUCAAUUUUUCAGUCACGAAACAG
This is a messenger RNA of Bipolaris sorokiniana ND90Pr, 1875 nucleotides long. RefSeq lists its product as uncharacterized. The transcript has 2 exons. Bases 283 to 1494 code for a protein of 403 amino acids. NCBI's taxonomy places the organism in Eukaryota, Fungi, Ascomycota, Dothideomycetes, Pleosporales, Pleosporaceae. The record is from RefSeq and is a predicted model, not a curated record.